AUGGAAGAUUUCAAUCCCACAACCCUCAACUCACCAAAACUGUCUCGAUUUAUUAAUUAUUCAUUUAUAUCAAAUAAUAAUAAUGAUAAAAUUAUUUUUUACAAAUAUGCUAUUUCUGAACCAUCAUAUUUUAGAAGAAUUACAUUUAGAGAAACACCAAUCGAUAUCGAUUUGAAAUUCCCACUAAACCCGUUUCAAGGCAUAUUUUUUAAAAAUCCUUCAAUUCAUCAUUAA
This is a messenger RNA of Dictyostelium discoideum AX4, 234 nucleotides long. RefSeq lists its product as hypothetical. Lineage: Eukaryota; Evosea; Eumycetozoa; Dictyosteliales; Dictyosteliaceae. The transcript has a single exon. The coding region runs from base 1 to 234 and encodes 77 amino acids. The record is from RefSeq and is a predicted model, not a curated record.